Messenger RNA from Drosophila ficusphila, 2629 nucleotides. RefSeq names its product inactive serine protease scarface (gene scaf). The record is from RefSeq and is a predicted model, not a curated record. Gene Ontology annotation, biological process: proteolysis. Bases 113 to 2074 code for a protein of 653 amino acids. The transcript is spliced from 7 exons. Gene Ontology annotation, molecular function: serine-type endopeptidase activity. NCBI's taxonomy places the organism in Eukaryota, Metazoa, Arthropoda, Insecta, Diptera, Drosophilidae.
CUUGGUUAAAUAUUCACAAUCAUAUUCAAGUUGUUCGCUCGCGCGUUCGUGUCCAAAAGUAUUUGGCAUUUUCUCAGUUUUUUCAGGCCCGCAUCCAGAGAGUCGAACAGCUAUGACCACUUUACGAUUUUGUGAGCACCUUGGCUUACUCAUUGUUCUGGCAGUGAUUGCAUUGGCCAGUGCCGACUACCAGGGCAACAUGUUUCUAAACGGCCAGUACCAAAACGGCAUCAGGGAUCACAAGGAGACCCAUCUUUCAGUCAAUCCCUCGUCAAACGUGUUUCUCAAUCACGCCAUUAUCAGCAGGCAAGCGUCCCCCUUUCAAGGACCCACCUAUCUGCCACCCAAGGAGUACCUGAAGUGCAUCUCCGGCCAGCAAUGUGUUCGCAAAGACCAGUGUCUGAACGGAUUCUUCACCCAACAGUUGCCCAGGAUACAAAACUGCGAGCCGGAAACUGACGUGUGCUGCACCUAUAAGCCGCCCACCACCACAACAACCACAACUCCCGUGCCGUUUGUCUCCUGUCCCCGCGACUCGGACUGUGUUGCCCCAGAAAACUGUCGCAAUGGUGAAAUAAGUGCCAUUAACUACGUAAAGAAGCAAGGGCCCAGUCGCUGUUCUGCGCCCGAUGUCUGCUGCCGAAUGCCCUCAACCACGUUGACCGAGGACGGCUAUAUCUUCAAUCUGCCGGACAAGACCUUCCCGCUGCCGACGAACCCGACGGUCCCCGCUGUGCGCACCACCCAGCCAGUGUACCGUCCCCAGCCUACGACGGCGGCGCCAGCUCCGCGACCCACCAACGAGUACCUGCCGCCCCCGACCACCCGGCGACCCAGCUACGAGCCCAUUCAGACGACCCGGCGACCCGUUUACCAGCCGCCACCUACGGCCGCCCAGCCACCUCGCAGCACCCCCAGCCAAGGCAAGACAAGGCCGCAACCCCGCCCGCAGCCGACGCGCCGGCCCACCAACGAGUACCUGCCACCUGUGUCGGCCAACGAGAUACCGCGCUUUGAGCCUGAUCGCGUGCCGCAGCCUUCGAACGAGAAGCCGAUCUACCGUGGGGAGGACCAGCUUUCCCCCCAGAUCUUCCCCUCGCCACAACCCGGCGACGUCCCGAAGCACUUCGCCAAGUGCGCCUCGGCCCUCGUGUGCACCUCUGAGAACUUCUGCAACUCAAUUGGAGUGCUUUCCGAGACUCCUGUGGAGCUGAGCCCCAUGGAGGUGGCCUUCCGUGUGCCCCUCACUGACUGCCUGCAGGCGGAAAACGGCACCCCAGGCAAGUGCUGCCGAGACCCCAACUACGUGGACCCAUGGCCCGUCAAUUUGGCCGGAGUUUGCGCGACGAGGAACAAACGGACCAAGCCCACAGGAGUGAAGGACCUGGAUGCCAACUUUGCCGAGAUCCCCUGGCAGGCCAUGAUCCUGCGAGAGUCCAGCAAAACGCUGAUCUGCGGCGGAGCCAUUAUCGGAGACGAGUUCGUGCUGACCACCGCCAGCUGCGUGAACGGCCUGCCGGUGAGCGACAUACGCGUGAAGGCCGGCGAGUGGGAGCUGGGCAGCACAAACGAACCUCUGCCGUUCCAGCUGACUGGGGCCAAGACCAUCGACGUGCACCCUUCGUAUGACCCCUCGACCAACGCCCACGACCUGGCCAUCAUCCGUCUCGAAAAGCGCCUGGAGUUUGCCACACACAUCCAGCCCAUUUGCAUCAGCGAUGAGGACCCAAAGGCAACCGAGCAGUGCGUCACCUCCGGCUGGGGAAAACAAGCCUUAUCGAUCCAUGAAGAGGGCGCUCUGAUGCACGUGACCGACACAUCGGCGCUGAGCCGCAACGACUGUGGAGCCGACGACAGCAGCGUUUGCAGCGCCACUAAGUUCGACGCCUGCCAAUUCGACGUGGGCAGCGCGCUCGCUUGCGGAAGCGGUUCAAACGUUCGCCUCAAGGGAAUUUUCGCCGGAGAAAGCUCCUGCGGCGACGGGCAGACAGUCCGCUUUGCCAAGCCCGACAUUAAGUGGAUCAACACGGCGUUCGCCGACAGAAACAAGCCGCUUUUACUUAAGCGGUUCUAAGCACGACUUCGGCUCUACAAAGGACUUCGGAGGAAGAAAUAUGUGAACGACGAAGGACAAAGGCACGCCCAUGCUACAGAUAUUAACCAAGCAGCCCAAGUAAAUAUGUACCAGCUCCAGUUUGAAUCCUUUACGUUCUGUCGAAGUAUAUAUGUAGAUCGAAUUCAGAUGAAAAAUGUUGCCGUUAACAUGUAUUGCGAGUUGUAAAAUACUUAGUUAUAAGCUAUAUGUUGAACGAAUAAUUUUGGAGCGAUCAACUCACCGCAUGCCAACCACAAUGAAAUCGAGAUUAUACAAAUAUUAUAUUUCACUACAUAGUACAGUAAGUCUUAAGAUGUGAACUUUUUAGGCAUAGGCACUAUUGUACUCCUGACAAACGCACAACCACAUCUAUCCUGCAACAUCUUCUUAUACAUUUACUGUUAUUUAAAGCUUUUCCUAUAUCGUAAAUCAAAUACUUAUAAUAUUAUUAUUUUUUUAAUGUUGUAAAAAGUGUCUGCACGUCUAAAUUUAGAUUAUAAAUUAAUUUUUAAAUAAAGAAAAUCGAUUAAGAUA